Molecule: messenger RNA, 3072 nt
Organism: Liolophura sinensis
Lineage: Eukaryota; Metazoa; Mollusca; Polyplacophora; Chitonida; Chitonidae
Source: RefSeq, a predicted model, not a curated record
AUGGAUUGGUACCCAAAAGGCGCGAAGACGAAAUCAGAGCCAGGGGAGAGAAAGUUACGUUUUUAUAGGACAGUUUUCUUAGAGAACCAUGUUGACCCGAGGAAAGCAGUUGCCAAUCAUAACUCCAUUUCUUUUUUACAGCUCCGAACCAGUCUUAUGAAAAAGAAUCCAGUUGAAAAGAAAAGAAAAAGUCCUUUGCAAGAUGCAAAAUGGUGGAUUGAAUGUGGAUUGGACAAGGAUGGCAUGCAGUUGAGAUAUAUUAAUGAUUACAAAGAUUUCUCUUCUGAUGACUCUGAUCCAUUUGAUUUGCUGCCUAAACCAGAAGCAGAUAUUCCUGCAUGUAUACAGGAGAAUGUCAUUUCUGAUAAUGGGGAAGAAAAGAGUCCUGAAGCAGAUAUUCCUACAUGUAUACAGGAGAAUGUAAUUUCUGAUAUUGGGGAAGAAAAGAGUCCUGAAGCAGAUAUUCCUAUGCGAGAGGAUGUAAUUUCUGAUAAUGGGGAAGAAAAGAGUCCUGAAGCAGAUAUUCCUACAUGUAUACAGGAGAAUGUCAUUUCUGAUAAUGGGGAAGAAGAGAGUCCUGAAGCAGAUAUUCCUACAUGUAUACAGGAGAAUGUCAUUUCUGAUAAUGGGGAAGAAAAGAGUCCUGAAGCAGAUAUUCCUACACGUAUACAGGAGAAUGUCAUUUCUGAUAUUGGGGAAGAAAAGAGUCCUGAAGCAGAUAUUCCUAUGCGAGAGGAUGUAAUUUCUGAUAAUGGGGAAGAAGAGAGUCCUGAAGCAGAUAUUCCUAUGCGAGAGGAUGUAAUUUCUGAUAAUGGGGAAGAAGAGAGUCCUGAUUUGGCUACUGAACGAAAUGAUACUGAAGAGCCAGCUGUUGAUUUUUGUGUACAAGAAGCCACUGUUUAUAGUCCGGGUGGUACAAUGCCUUUAAAAUGGGAUGUUGGUUUACCAGGGAAAGAGAAUCAUAAAGUGCAUUACUCCAAACCUGGAAGACCAUGUCCAUUUUGUACUGAUAGGAAGCUCCACAAACAGCUGAAAAGGCAUAUCUCAAGGCGACAUAAAGAACUACCAGAAGUCAAACAUGCUUUAUCCUUGCCAAGAAACAGGUUUCGUAAGCAGGGCAUGUAUAAUGUUAAUAUGCACAUGUUAAAAUUUGAGGAGGAUACCCCAGUAUAUUUGUGUGAAAGGGUUAAGCAGAAGAACAACCUGGUGAAAUGCACAGUGUGUAAUGGAUUUUACUCCACAAAGUAUUUUUCACGUCACAAAUCCAAGUGUCGUGUUCUUUGUCAGACAUCUAUAGGAUCCACUCUACAUAUGUGUCCAACAGCAAUUCCUACUCAGUUGUUGGAAAAGAAUGAAGAGGAUCCAGAGUUCACAGAGAAGAUUUUGGCCCGAUUUGAUAUUGAUCUUGUUGGUACCCUCUGUCGUUCUGAUGAUGUUCUGAUCAUGAUUGGCAAACGUCUUUGGGACAAACAGAAGAAAAAAGGGGAUAAAAAGCAAGAAGUGAGGAAAAAUGUCAUGAGUAUCAUGCGAAUUCUAGCACAUUUAUACCUUCAUUUUAAGACAAAGGUGGGUUCAGAAAAAGGUGUUGAAAGUAUUGGUGCCAUGUUCAAGCGCUGUAAUUUUCGAGCCUUGGAAUCUGCUAUUAUAUCCUACGCCUCUCAUGAUUCCUCUGGGGACUCUUCUGGGUCUGAAAUAAAAGCCGGCCUGAAGAAAAACCUGUACUAUCACAUCACUAAAGCUGCUAAGAUCGUCCAUGCAACUUUAUUAAUGGACAGUUGUGAUGAACAGGCAAAGGAGGUUGAACAGUUUUUACAGGUUUUUGAACUCCACAAAAGCUUCCUAUUUGGUGAUGCUGACUACCUCAUCCAGAAAGGGCAACAAACAAGAUUAAGAAAACCAGAAGAAUUGCCUAUGGAGUUGGAAGUUAAGAAACUUCGAAAUUACAUUGUGAAGCGCAUGGAGGAGAUUCUGUCAGACAAAUAUCAGUAUUGGACAGAAGCAAAAUUUGUGGAACUUCGCCGCCUAGCAGUAUCUCGUUUGACAUUAUUUAAUGGGAGGCGUGGUGGUGAACCGAGCAGACUUACUUUAUCAGAAUGGAAGGAUGCUGAAAAUGAAGUUUGGCUAGACAAGAGCAGGCUGCACAGUAUAACAGAUCCUCUGGAGAAGAAAUUGUUAAAAGAGACAAAAAUAGCAUAUCAGUCAGGGAAAGGUAACAACAGACUUGUUUCAAUUCUGAUUACAUCAGAUACUGCUCCUGCCUUGAGAAUUCUUGCGGAUAAAGAAGUGAGGAAUUCAGCUGGUGUGCACCGGGAUAAUCAGUAUCUUUUUGCCCUUACCCAACACUCUGAAUGCCACGUGUCUGGGUGGCAGUGUAUACAGGAUGUAUGUGAGUCAGCAGAAGUCGAUGGGCAAGGACUGAUCGCCAGAAAAAUGCGCCAUAGAGUCAGUACAUUGCACGAACUGUUAGAUGUUCCAUCUGAGGAGAGAAGAUGGUUCUACACCCACAUGGGCCACUCUGAAAGAAUUAAUAGGGAUAUUUACCAGAGCCCACUUGCCAUCAUGGCAGUUACAAAAGUUGGAAAACAGCUCCAUCAAAUGGACCAAGAAGCAGAUAUUCCUAUGAAAGAGGAAUUUAUGAAGAAAUCUGACUUUAGGAAGAAUAGAAGAAAGAAAACAGGAUCAUAUAAACCAGCCAUUCCUGACACUGCAGAAGAUUGGAAUGAGGACACUGAAAGCGACAUUGAGGAAGAGAAGAGAAGAAGCAACAGAAGGGACACAGAAAAUGACACUGAAGAGGAAAAUGACACUGAAGAGGAAAUACCACGAAAAAGCAGAGCAUAUUACCAGUGGAGGGAAGCGGAGGCUGAGGUGGUGAAGAGGAAUUUUGAGCCAUACAUUUCGGAUGUUAUUGUUGGGUUUCCUGGCAAAAUGGAAAUCGAGGAGUUUCUGAAACACAAUCAGUGGCUGACCCACAUCCCUUACCAGACUAUUAAAAGUAAAGUUAUGAAUGAAAAGUACAAACAAAGAAACAGAACAAAGAAGCGAAUGCAAGAAUUGGAAUGGAUAGUUUGA